UAAGCCAUAGACUACGCCUCUUUAAUGAGAUCAGUAAGUGAGUAAUGAAAGGUUUUGAAUAACUAUUUUGUUUAAUAAGAUUUUGAGAAUUGAAAUUUGUUGAAAAUAUGGCGAAACCAAAAAAAGAUGAAACAGCCGAAGAAGCGAAGAAAAUCGUAGACGAUGCGAAAAAUUUUAUUGAGAAAGCAAUCGCAGAUAUUGGAAAAACUUCAGCAACAAAGCAACUUAUUUUAGGAACUGCGUCAGGAUGGCUCACAGGUUUUAUGACUAUGAAAAUAGGAAAGCUUGCUGCAGUCGGUGUUGGAGGCGGCGUAAUUUUACUUCAUAUUGCAAGUCAAAAAGGGUAUAUUGAUAUAAAUUGGGAUAAAAUCAACAAAAAAGUUGAUAAAAUUACUGAUAAAAUUGAGAAGGAAGCCACAGGAAAAUCUCCAGAUUGGUUUGAGAAAGUGGAAAGGUUUGUGGACCGUAAAAUUGAUAAGGCAGAAGAGCUACUUAAGAAAAAGGAGAAAAAAGCAAAGCAUUGGUACAACAACUUUGUAGCGGGUGAUGAGUAUCGUGCUACAGAAACCCAUGUGUUUCUGGCAUCAUUUGUCGCUGGAAUGGCCAUUGGUAUUCUUUGUGGAAAGUAGAGUAUAAGUAUUAUUGCUAGUGUUUAGACUGUUCUCAUUACCUAUAUUAGUAUUAACAAUUUUUCUCUAUAUGAUAUUGUGAUCACAUCUAAAUUAUUAAUCUCAAUAAAGUUUGAUUGUUAGCUUG
This is a messenger RNA of Danaus plexippus (monarch butterfly), 756 nucleotides long. RefSeq names its product FUN14 domain-containing protein 1. Gene Ontology annotation, cellular component: mitochondrial outer membrane. The record is from RefSeq and is a predicted model, not a curated record. The transcript is spliced from 3 exons. The coding region runs from base 108 to 629 and encodes 173 amino acids. Lineage: Eukaryota; Metazoa; Arthropoda; Insecta; Lepidoptera; Nymphalidae. Gene Ontology annotation, biological process: autophagy of mitochondrion.